Dermatophagoides farinae (American house dust mite) is the source of this 10939-nucleotide messenger RNA. It is a transcript of the gene hyd, whose product is annotated as E3 ubiquitin-protein ligase hyd. The record is from RefSeq and is a predicted model, not a curated record. Gene Ontology annotation, cellular component: nucleus; cytoplasm. Gene Ontology annotation, biological process: positive regulation of canonical Wnt signaling pathway; protein polyubiquitination. NCBI's taxonomy places the organism in Eukaryota, Metazoa, Arthropoda, Arachnida, Sarcoptiformes, Pyroglyphidae. Gene Ontology annotation, molecular function: ubiquitin binding; ubiquitin-ubiquitin ligase activity; zinc ion binding.
UUUAUUACGAUUAAAUAUUUUUUGUUUGAAAAACGAUGGAAAAAUGGGAAUUUAUUUCUAAACAAUUCCGUUCGAUUGAUGGCAUUACUGUCGUUAUUGCUGUUAUAAUAGCCACUAUUGGUAGGUGGAGCAGCAUGUCAAGGUGUGUCUUGUCGGUUGUCUGUCCAUCAGCCUUUCUGUCUGUCUGCGGUAUAAUUCGAUUCAAUAUUUUGCACCAACCCAUCAAACCGAUGUGUUCAAGUUGAGUUCGCGUGUAUAUGUAUUUUUGAGCUAUUUUGUCGUGUUGUAUCCACUGGAUUUUUGUUUGGAUAAAAAAUUUUCAUUUAUUUUCGAUUCUUAAUCUAAUUUUCGGAUUUCGGAUUUGUGAUUAAAAUUUCGUGAUUCGUUUUGGCUAUUUCUAUUAUAAUUUUUUUUUUUUUUUUAUUCCGAUAGUCGGAUACAAAGUAUUCUUUUUCCGAUAUUCGUGCUGCUCGUUUUUCUUUGUGUGACUGUGUUGUGCUAAGCACGUGCUCAUCACGCAUCUUACGUUUUGGAUAAUUCUAAAAUAUAAACUGAUUUUUUUUUCUUCUAUUAUUGAAAUGAAGAAAUCUAAAUGAAAUUUCAAAAAUGACUUCUAAAAAUAAUAAUUCGACAUCAUUGUCAUCUGCAACAAUGACACAGCGAUCAUCACCGCCAUCAUCAUCAAUGUUUUUGGCUGUACAUCCAUUACCAUCAAACGAUGAUGAAUUAAAUGACAAAAUCCUUGAAACUGUUGAAAAGUUUCGAUCACAAACAAAUCCAAAUAAUCCUCCUAGUUCUGGUGCUGGUGGUUCAAAUUCUCAUUCAAAUGUGCCUGUUAUCAAUUUUGCUGGAUCAAACAUUUCUUCUGCUAUUUCACAAAACGAAUCAUCGACAAAUGGUGGUGAUUCAUUAUCGAUGAAAAUGGCACAACAGCAACAAUCAGCAGGUCAAACCGUUCUGCAAUGUGUUGUUAGCCGUAAUCAUGUGGCAGUUUUGCUUGAUGAUCAUCGUGUUUGCCGUUAUCCAUUCAACAUCUAUGCUGAACGCAUCAAUGGUUCGAAUGUCCAAUCUGAAUCAUCAUCAUCUAAUACAAAAAAAAGUAUCUAUGCGUCCACAUUAAAUUCUGUUAGCGGUGGUAAUAAUAAUGGUACCGGUACCAGUGGUGGCGGAUCAUCAUCACCACGAUCAGUUCCUUCGCGUCGACGUUUAGUACGUCGUGGUGGAAAUCGUAGUUCAGCAUCAGUAAUCAUGAGUCGUAGUCAUAUGAUACCGGCUCAAUAUGUUCCGGAAGAAUUGGUAAAUCAAGCACAAGUUGUGUUGCAAGGAAAAUCGCGUAAUGUCAUCAUACGUGAAUUGCAACGAACAAAUUUGGAUGUAAAUUCGGCUGUAAAUAAUCUAUUAUCACGUGACGAUGAAGAUUUUGAUGAUGCGGACGAUUCACCUGAACAGUUGAUUCAUUCAGAAGAUCUGAUCUCAUUGUUAGACAGUGGUUUUGCCAGUCAGGAUCAUUCAGUAAUAAUUGAUCCAGAAUUUAGUGAGGAAGCAGUUUUUUCAUAUCCAGUGAGAAUUCGUGGAUCUCCAUCAAUUUUUCCUCCUAAUAAUCAAAAUCAAUCGACUUCAAGUGGACAAAGUGGCAGUGGCAAUAAUAAUUCCGGUAGUACUGGUGGUGGUUCAUCUUCGAAUACUAAUGUCGGUGGUAGUAAUGGAAAUAGCGGUAGUUCAAGUAAUCGAAUUCGAUUACGUGAGGAACCAUAUUCAUUUGUUGAACGUGAACUUGGCUUAUCACCACAUUCGCAAACGUUAAACGGUAAACGAUGGUAUUCGGUCACACAAGAAUCUGUUAAAAAUUUGGAAUCUGGUGGUGGUGGUAGUGGUCUUCGUCAUCAAUCGUCUACAUCAUCAUCGUCAAAUAAGAAAAAAUGUGAUCAAAUUCAAUUGUCACCCAUAUCGUUCACUGAUCAAGAAUAUUGGCUCGGAUCCAAUGACAGAAAAUUCAUACAGAUAGCAUCAUUGCACUCCGAAUUGGUCGCUAUUAAUAAUCAGGGUCAAUUAUGUCAAUGGCGUUGGCAAGAUUCGGAACCAUUCAAAUGUCAAAUAUCCGAUGGUAUUUAUUAUUUUCAUCCACGUGUUCCAUCAUUGGGACUGUUAUCUGAAAAAAUACAACAUCUUUCCGCAUCAGUAAUACGUGCAACCGUUGUAACAGAAACGAAUAAAUUGGCUACCUGGAUGGAUGAAUCAAUUGCUGCUGCUGCAUGGAAACUCGAACAUUCAGCCACGAAUCAAUUGUUUACUGAUACAUUAUCGGCUGCUCUUUCUGGAUCAUUUAAAAUUACUUCAUUGUACGUAUCUUCACUAAUGUCUUGCGUACAAUUGUCAUCUGGAUCAUUGUUCUGGUGGGGUACCCCACCGUUUUCACAUCGGAAAAAAAUGGCCGAAAAAGGGCAAAAUGAAAGAUCAAAAUCAAAAUCGAAAUCAUCAUCAUCAACAUCUCAAUCAGUAUCGAAUAUGAAUAGUAAGGACAAUGAAAUUGUUCAAGGAACAUUGGUAUCCAUGCGAAAUUCUCCCAUUUAUCAAUGUGGUGCAAUUGGUUUUACAACCGUAGGUGGUGUUCCAAAAGUUGGUCAACUUAUAUCGGCUGCUUGGAAAAUCUCUGAUUCAUAUUCGUUCAGAAUUUUAACUGCACAAGAAAUUCAAUCCAGAUUACCAGCUAAUUCUGGAUCAACAUCAUCCUCAACACCAACGGCUAUACCGGUUGUAACUAAUAAUCAAACAGUAGCUAAUAAAAAUCUUGAACGUGCAGAAAUGCCACCACCACCAUCACCAGCAUCGUCAACAUCAUCUGAAUCAUCAAAUACGAAUGCUCCGGUAGUUAAACGUGCACGUGGUCGUAAUCUAAGCUCUUCUUCCGGACAACAAUUACAACAACAGCAAUCAUCCAGUAAUAAUGAAGAACGAAAUUUAGAUCGAAUUGAAACAUGGAAUCUAAAAGAUGUUGUUUUUGUUGAAGAUGUUAAAAAUAUGCCAAUAGGUCGUGUUAUUAAAGUAGAUGGAAAUUUUGUUGCCGUCAAAUUUAAUGCUACUCUUUCGGAUAAUCCAGUAUCAUUGAACAAGAAUCAACAAUUACAAGAACAACAGCAACAACAGAGUCGUCCAUCUGGAGAAACAGAUUCUAUUGAAUCUUACAUACAAGACUGUCGUCUAUUACGUAAAGAAGAUUUGAUUGCUGUUCGUGCGUUUUCAUCGACAUCAUCAGCUCCUUUAACCUUUUUCAAUAAUUCAAUGAUUGUUGGUAACAAAGCUUAUGAUUAUGUUCAACGUACACCAAAACGUGUACCACUUGCUGAACAUAUGCAAAUCCUGACAAUGACAUUAACCAAUCUUGGAUUACAUGCCAUCGCUAAAAUGGGUGGCUAUCGCCUAUCUUAUCUACAAAUCAAUAUUGUUUCUGGCCGUAUUGAACAUGAUAAUAAACUAUCGAUUGAAUAUAGCACAUUUUUCGGUAGCGGAACAAAUCCAAAAUCAUCAUUGAUACGAUUGUUUAGUGCUGGAGAGAAUGAACAGACCACAGUCGUAUUAUGUCGUGAUGGUAAUGGAACUUUGUACCCAUUGGCUAAAGAUUGUACCAAUAUGGUCAUAAGAGAACCGAUAUCAUUGAAUCUUGGUCCAAUAUCAACGAUUGGUUUGGGUAUUUUUUCAUUACAAAAUAUCAAUGGCGGUGGUGGUCUUCCGUAUUCAACAACAUCAUCCUCAUCUCAACCGAUGAAAACUCAUGCUGCCAUUCUGGCUUUAACGUUAGAACGACAAUAUCUCAUGCCAGCCAUUUUAAAUUGUGACCUGGAUGGUGUUCGACAAUGUCUAGCAUUGUUGAAUACCUAUCCAAAAGUAUUUUUCCCAAUGAUAAGCGAAGUUUGCGAUGGCAAUCAUAAUAUUAUACAUGUAGCUGUCUCGGCUUGUUUUCCAACCAGUAAUAAACCACGACCAUCUACAGAUUCUGUUCAAAUACACAUUCAGUUGCUUGGAGAUGAUGAUGAUUUAGUCCAACAAGAUCCACGACCAACAUCAUCAUCAUCAUUGCUCAAUGAUACCACUAUGAAUGAUAGUUCAGAUGCAACCACAUCUAACAAUCAACAACAACCUGUCCAGAAUCAGCCAUCAGCAACAUUUGGAAAUUCAAGCGAACCUUUAUUGGAUCCAACCGAACAGAAACCAAUAGCUCAUUCUAUCUUAUGGACAUUAUUGGAUUCUCCAACCCUGUCUGGACAUUUGUUUGAUUUACUUUCGGCACGUGAUUACCAAGGACUAACUCCGUUCAUGUUGGCCAUAUCAGGUCGUGCUUAUUCAGCUGCACAGCAGAUAUUUGUUAUAAUGCAACGUGUUGCACGUAUGAUUGCUAAUAAUGAAAUGGCCAGCGGUUCUACACAGCAACAGCAUGAUCGAUCAUCACCAUCAUCAUCUAUAACACAAGAUUCCAUCUAUCAACGUACAUUCAUUCAGAUGCUAUAUCCUCGAGGUUCAUCGCCAGAUCAUUCCCCAUUGUAUAUGCUAUGUUCGAAUGAUACUUGUACUUUUACAUGGACUGGUGAUGAACAUAUUAAUCAAGAUAUUUUUGAAUGUCGUACAUGUGGCUUAGUUGGUUCUCUUUGUUGUUGUACUGAAUGUGCACGUGUUUGCCAUCGUGGUCAUGAUUGUAAAUUGAAACGAACAAGCCCGACUGCUUAUUGUGAUUGUUGGGAAAAAUGUAAAUGCAAAGCAUUAAUUGCUGGUUGUCAACCUGCAAGAAAUAAUCUUUUGAAAAAACUACUUGAAUCUACGAAUUUAUCGCAACGAGUUAAUGCACGCGGUGAACAUAUUCUAUUGUUUUUGGUUCAAACAGUUGGCCGGCAAAUUAUUGAGCAGAAACAAUAUCGCCCAACUAGACUCAGGGCAUUUGCUGUAAGUUCCGGAAACAACAACAGUGGUGGUCGUUCUAAAAAUGAACUAAAUGAUGAACAGUCCAGUGUACCGGAACAUGAUCUUGAACCACCUAAAUUUGCUCGGCGUGCAUUGGAAAAAAUGCUAAGCGAUUGGCCAACAGUUAAAUCUAUGAUUCUUACCGGUUAUCGUUCGACUGAAAAUGUAGCUCAACAACAACGAAGACAAUCAUAUUUAUGGAAUCUUAAUGGAACAGCAAAUGCCUAUUCAUAUGAAGAAGAAAAUUCCUAUUUAUCCUGUCAGAAUGGUUCAGCAUUAUUAGAUAAAUUCACCCAUUCAUUAUUAAAAUUGAAUUUGAGUGAUCCUAUUGAUCGUAUAACUGGAACCAUUUUACAGUCAUGUAAAACUCCAAGUAUCGCUCAAGAAGGUCGUAUUGUUGCACGAAGAUUUGUACGAUCUGUGAUACGUGUCAGCCUAGCUGUUUUGUUUGAAGCAAAUCCUGUUCAAUAUUCAAUGGCUUAUGCACCGUUGAUGGAAACAUCAUCAUAUCGGACAUAUUGUGAACGUUAUCUAUCGGCUCAAUCUACAUCGACGUCAUCUUCGUCAUCAUCAUCACCAUCGUCGUUGCAGAAGAAAUCAAACUCAAUGAUAACGAUGAUGCGUAAGAUUCGUAAAGUUUUUGUUUCAUUAUUACCAAUUGCAGCGGAAGAAUUGUGUGAGGUGGCUGAAUCAUUAAUCGCUCCAGUCAAAAUGGGUCUUGCUCGGCCAUCAUCAUCGUUUAUGAUGAUGGCACCAUCAUCAUCAUCAUCAUCAAAUACUUCAGAUCUUGGUGGUUCCAUAACCGAUGAACUUUUCUCAGUCGAUACAUCUGUUUAUUCACAUCAACGUGAUUUUCUCGAUGCUACGUUUGGUCUUCAUGAUCCAACCAUGUUGGAACCAGAACCGAUUGGAUCCGUUUCACAAAAUCACAAUUCACACCAUAUGCUCUGGAAUUCUUAUGAUCAAUCAUCAGCUGAUCUUAGUGCUGCAGGCGCAGCCUCCGCUUCACAAUCUUCUGAAUCACAGGCAAAUAAUAAUAAUAACCAGAAUCAACAACAACAACAACAACCAUCACAACAUGAAUCACAAACAACUAGUAAUGAUGAUGAUUUGACGUCAGCUCCGAUUCCAUCAUUUCAAUCACUCAUUUUUAGUGAACAAUCUACCGAAUCAUCAACAGCAUCUGUUUCUGCUUCAACUAAUCAACCACCAGAAAUCGUUAUUGAAAGAUCUGCAAAUGAAGAUAAUAAUUCACAAAUUGGAUCUGAUCAACAUCAAAGUAAUCUAACAUCGGCUGCAUCCGAUGCCGAUAUAGACAUGCUUGUUGCCGGUAAUCAAAUGAUGAGCGAAGCAGAUGAUAAUUCAAAUGUUGGCGGACGUUUGGAUACUGAAUCGGAUUCUGAAUCCAAUCCAGAUGAUGGAGCAUCAUAUUUAAGUAAUGCAGAUAAUGCUUCUGCACAACGAAGUGUUGUAACCGGUGCAACAGCCGGCAGUGAUGUUGGAGUUGCCUCUUUACCGUAUGAUGAUGAAUCCUUGAAUUCAAAUGCUGAUGAUGUCGACGACGAUGAUGAUGAUGAACAAGAUGUUGAACCGGAUGAUGAUGAAUCAUCGGAUUCUGAUGAUGCUUCAGAUACGGCCGAAACGGAACCAGACACAGACGUCCUUUCCAGUUUCAUCAAUGAUAAUGUUGAACGUCGUCUAGGUGUGAUCGGGGGAUCAUCAUCAAAUGCUACUGCCGGUAGUAGUUCACAAACUGCAACAACCGGUUCAGCUAGACAUAAUAUUUUACAACAUGUUCAAUGGGCAUUACGUUCACAUCGUGAUCAAAUGCUAUCAUCAACAGCACCAACAAAUCUUACUGAAUCAUUCCGUCGUAGUGCCAUUUCGAAUGCAUUAGUUUCAAUGGAAAAUGUUGUACAAAUAACGAAUUCAAUGGUUGGCCUAGCUCGAGCUUUUUCUAUCAUAAUCCGUCAUAUUGCAGAUUUGAUGGUCAUCAUACGCGAAACAACAAACGAAAUGGGCAGCAUUGAUUUCCCUAUUUAUCAUAUUAAUUCAACAGAAUCUAAACAAUUAUUGCAGAUGAUUGAAGAUCGUCUUCUUAAUACCUGGAAUUGGUUGAUCAAUUCUAUGGACGCAACGGAAACUCAACUACGUUUUGGAUGUGCAUUAUCGAAUCGACGUCUUACCCCAAGCGUUUCUGGUGGAAUAGGUUCUUCAACUAGUGGUUCUAGCAACGCUCUAUCGUCCUCUGGAUCUGGUAAAGCUGAUGUUGGUGUUUCAAAUUCCAAUUCAGCUAGUGCUUAUGUGGCCUCAUCAAAUCCACGUUCACUUCGAUUAAGAACAUUUCAAAGUCAAGAUGAAAUGGCUAUGCUACCUACAUUUAACCGUAAUAGUUUACGUAGUCGAACUGGUGGUGGUACUGCUUAUGUUUUUACUCGUACAUCGGCUGGAACUAAUGCAGCUGCACAGGUGGCUUCCGGAUCGGCCGUUGCUGCUGGAUCAGGUGGUUCAAGCGGAAACGGUGGUUCAAACGCUUCAUCCAAUGAAUCAAACCAAGCAGCACAUCGUGAUUUUCUUAAUUAUGCUAUGUCAUUGAUGCGUGCACAUUCGAAUGAACAUUAUGAUUCAUUACCGGUGUUGGAUGUAUCAUCACUUAAACAUGUUGCUUAUAUUUUUGAUGCAUUCGUUUAUUUUAUUCGUCGUGGUUUCAUUACGAUAGAUUCUCAUCCAGAAAUUAUGACCACUGAAAUUAUAGAUUCAUCAUCAUCAAUAAAAAACAAAGAUGAACUAAUAUCGUCAGGCCGAAAUCAUCUAUUCUUUAGACGAUCAAAUUCGACAUUAUUUCUGGGAUGCCCAAGACCUGAUCCAUUUUCGGCUCCCUAUCAUGAAGCUUUGCCAUUGGCCAGUAAACCACAAUUACUACAACCAAAUGCAAGACGUGAACAAUUGUUUGGUAUACCUAGACCAUCUAAUGCAAUGGAAGCUGAAGAAAUGCUUGAAUCAUUACCAUCACAGAUGAGUCUUUCGAAACGUCAUCAAUGGAAUUAUAAUAGUUCAAUUAGAUCGCCAAAUCAUCUACAAAUAUCGCCAGCUCGAUCCCAUUCAGUCAUUACCGAAUCAUCUACGUCAUCUUCCUCAAGAGUAUCGAUCAUACAACCUAAUAAAUUAUCAGUGAUCGUUAUGGCCGGUUCGGCUAAACAUCAACAACAACAAACAACUUCGCCAACAAGUCAGAAUUUAACUAACAAUAAUCAAUCUUCGGUGAUAAAAAUUUCGGCUAAUCACCAGCAACAAAAGCAUGUAAAUUUUUUUGGAAAUAUUCAACAGCAAGAUGUACUUUUAGGCCGUUGGCGUUUAACACUUGAACUAUUCGGUCGGUUGUUUGUUGAUGACGUUUCGCUUGAACCAAAUUCCAUCAUACCUGAAUUGACUGGUUUUCCUAUCAAAGAGAGUAAAUUCAGACGUGAAAUGGAACGCCUAAGAAUCAGCUGUUCGAAUGCAGCUGCAAAUCAACGUGAUUUAAAUUUCUAUAAAUUAGAUCGCGAUCGAAAUCAAUUGCUCAUACAAUCAUUUAAAGAAUUGAAUUCGGUUUUCUCACCCAUUACCCGACGGUUAUCAUCACAAACAUCAGUUGCCCCACAAUCUUUGACCAUUACUCGUGUGAAAGUAACUUUUAAAGAAGAACCAGGUGAAGGAUCUGGUGUUGCACGUAGUUUUUAUACAGCAUUUUCUGAAGCCGUAUUAGCAAAUGAAAAAUUACCGGCAGAAUUGUUAACAAAUAAUUGUUGUGGUGCAAACAGUAUGGUCAAUAUUCGUGGUGGUGGUUCUAGUGCAAACUCUUCAUCUGGUACUGUAGCAGGAAAUUAUGAAGCCUAUUCUAGUUAUGCCUUCCGUUUACGUAGUCAUAGUAGUAAUAACAACAAUUCUAAUGGUUCAUCGUCUGGUCAACGUAAUAGCGGCGCUACUGGUUCUGGUAGUGGAUCUGCUAAUUCAGCAUUAUCAAAUUCUUCGUCACCAGUAAAUGAUAUUCUUGCAUCAAAUAGUAGCAACAGUAGUUCUAUGCGAAGACCACGUUCUCCAGCACGUUAUAGACCAUUUUAUCCAUCAUCAUCGACAGCCCGUCGUACGCAAUUGAUUGAACGGAUACGAAAUAUGCAUGAACCACGGUCAUCAACAUCGACAACAUCAAGCGGUGGUUCAACAACAUCAGCGCCGUCUUCCUCUUCUACAUCAAAUUUUCGUCGAAUUACAUCUCAGCUUCGAUAUGAUGCACCAUCGUUCGUGCCGACACAAAUGAUUAAUUCACAUCGCCAUUCACCAAUCGUACCUUCAGAUUCAAGAAAUGGAAUCGGUUUAAGAAUUUAUAAUCGUGUAUACAAUUUACAUCCGGGGCAUGCAUCGAAAAUAACUGGAAUGUUAUUAGAAAUUCCUCAAGAAACGCUAAUAAGCUUAUUGAAUAAUGAAGAUGAGCUUCGUAAUUCUAUCGAUUGGGCGAUGGAGAUAAUUCAUACAAAUGAAGCUCGAAAUCAAUCAAGUAGUGGUAAUCAAUCAACGGCCCAAACAACAGCCAAUAAUACAGCGCAGGAUGGAUCACUUCAAAGAGAUGCUUCUAGUUCGAAUGCCAACAUACAACAGCAGCAAUCUUUAUUUUUACCAUCAUUUUUGACGGUCGAUGCACUCAUGUAUGAAAAUUAUAAUGCAGAUCGAAAAAUUCAGCUCUCAGUUCUAAAUUCGGGUGGUUAUAAAACGAUGUCUAAUGAUUCAUCUUCAACAAACGCAACGAUUUUGCAAUUAGAAAAUCCAUUUUCGGAUGAUGAUGAUGCUCCAUUGUUCUAUCAACCUGGAACACGUGGAAUUUAUUCACCUCGUGCUGGUCGUGCUAGUGAAAAUCGCUUGAACGCAUUCCGUAAUGUUGGUCGUAUAAUCGGUGUUUGUUUUCUACAGAAUGAACUAUGUCCAAUCACAUUCAAUCGACAUGUAAUCAAAAUGAUUCUCGAUCAACCUGUCAGAUGGCAUGAUUUAGCAUUCUUUGAUUCGGAACUAUAUGAAUCAUUGAGACAAUUAAUUUUGGACGCCCAAUCCAAUAAUAAAGAGGAAAUACUGGCUGAAUGUGAUUUCCGUUUUGCCAUUGAUUUACCACCGGAAGAAGGUGGUCACGGUGUUGAAUUGAUACAAAAUGGCCGUAAUAUUCGCGUUACACCACAGAAUGUUUAUGAUUAUGUACGAAGAUAUGCGCAAUAUAAGAUGGUAGAAUCACAAGAGAAAGCAAUCAAGGCAAUACGUGCUGGCAUAUGCGACGUCAUUCCCCUGUUUUCAUUUGAUGGCCUUACUCCCGAAGAUUUUCGAUUACUAUUGAAUGGAGUGAAUGAAAUUAAUGUUCAACAAUUGCAAACAUAUGUCACUUUUUAUGAUGAAAGCGGAGAUUCUGAACCAAUAACAAAUAUCCGUAAAUGGUUCUGGUGGGUAUUAGAACGGAUGACCAAUGAAGAGAAACAGGAUCUCAUUUAUUUUUGGACCGGUUCACCGGCAUUACCAGCCAGUGAGGAAGGCUUUCAGCCAAUGCCAAGUGUUACUAUAAGGCCACGCGAUGAUUAUUAUUUCGUUACCGCUAAUACUUGUAUUUCUCGUUUAUAUAUUCCAUUAUAUUCAUCGCGAAACGUAUUGAGACAAAAAUUACUCAUGUCGAUCAAAUCGAAAUCAUUUGGUUUCAUAUAGAAUCAAGAAUUAUACUUGAUCAUCAUAAAUAAAAGCGUUGACGAAAAAAGUUGUAAACAAUAAUAAUACACACUUACACACACACACACAAACAUAUGUUAAAAAUGAUAGAUUCGCGAAAUUUUUGUUUUAAAAAUCUCUUUAGGAUUUUCUUGAAAAUGAAUUCAAUAUCCGAAAAAACAAAUCCACAUAUUCUCAAAAAAUAGAUUUAAUACAAUAAUAAAAUGUAUAUUUUUCAAAAUAAAUGUCUAUAUCAUUUUUUUCUCAAACAUUU